ACCACCACCACCACCACCACCGCUCCGCUAUUCCCAUCCCUAUCCCCUCCACACUCUCCAUGUCCACAGCACAGAACUCGGGCGCAGCGCCCGUGGCGGCGGCUACAGCCACAAGCAACGCCAGCGCAGCGAGCUCGGCGACGACGACCAGUGCGAGUAGCACAGCUAGUGCUGCCGGUGCUGGUGCAGGGAAGACGGCCGAGGCAGGAGCUGCUGCUCCGGUGGCGGCUCCUGUGGUGGCAAAGAAGACGGUGGCCAGGACGACCUUUGUCGACUUUGCAAAGUGGGACAUCGGCGCACUCAAGCGGUACAAGCGGCACUACAAGCUGCGGACGGCGCCUAACGCCACCAAGGCUGAUCUUGUCGACGCCGUCACUACCCACUUUCAGUCGAUGCCGGUGGAGGAGUACGAGAUCAUCUCGUUCUUUGUCUUUGCCAUCCAGAACAAGGACAAGUAUGCUCUGCUGACAUGAUCUGCCUCCCUGCUCCACUUCACCAUCCCCGUCCCCCAUCCCCAUGCCACCCCACCUCACCCCUCUUCACCCCUCCUGGCACAUCGUACGCAUCUGUUGCGGUAAAACACUGAUGUCUCCCA
Messenger RNA from Thecamonas trahens ATCC 50062, 595 nucleotides. RefSeq lists its product as uncharacterized. The record is from RefSeq and is a predicted model, not a curated record. Gene Ontology annotation, biological process: regulation of DNA-templated transcription. The transcript has 2 exons. Gene Ontology annotation, molecular function: protein binding; transcription coregulator activity. The coding region runs from base 60 to 473 and encodes 137 amino acids. Gene Ontology annotation, cellular component: histone deacetylase complex. NCBI's taxonomy places the organism in Eukaryota, Apusomonadida, Apusomonadidae.